Messenger RNA from Geodia barretti, 816 nucleotides. Lineage: Eukaryota; Metazoa; Porifera; Demospongiae; Tetractinellida; Geodiidae. The record is from the annotation of a GenBank genome assembly.
AUGGUUGACGACGCCAAGCGGCUGCGGGCGGCCGGCCUGAUCAAGACCGGGCGGGCGGUGUCGCUGAGCCGGGAGUUCCCGGUGACGCCGGCGCCGAACAACCCGACGCCGGCCAUCCACUACAUGCGGAAGGGUCCGCGGGAUCCGGGCGGCGGCAUGUCCACGGACUACUACGGCAUCUCCUACCACGGCACCGCCACCACGCACCUGGACGCCCUUUGCCACGUGUGGGACCACAACGGCAUGUGGAACGGCAAGGACCCCAACGAGAUGAUCCAGUUCGACGGAGCCAAGUACGGGUCAGUGGAACACUGGAAGGAAGGCAUCAUCACGCGGGGAGUGCUGCUGGACGUGCCGCGCCACCGGGGCACCGACUACGUGACCCAGGAAACACCGAUCCAUUCCUGGGAACUGCAGGAUAUCUGCGACGCCCAGGGUGUGCAGAUGGAGCCGGGCGACGCCCUGGUGGUGUACGGUGGCCGAGAGAAGUGGAACGCCGACGGCAACGCCAUCUGGGGCAGCGACCCGACGCAGCGGCCGGGUCUGCAUACGUCGUGCCUGAAGUUCAUCCGGCAGAGCGACUGCUGCGUGCUGGUGUGGGACAUGAUGGACCACACGCCCAACGGGUACGACCUGCCGUGGUCGGUGCACGGCAGCAUCUUCGCCUACGGCAUCGGGCUGCUGGACAACGCGCUGCUGCAGCCGCUGGCGGAAGCCUGCGCCGAGGAGGGCCGCUGGGAGUUCAUGCUGACCAUCAACCCGCUGCGGGUGGUGGGCGGCACCGGCUCGCCGGUGAACCCGGUGGCGCUACUGUAG